Molecule: messenger RNA, 2053 nt
Organism: Malurus melanocephalus (red-backed fairy wren)
Lineage: Eukaryota; Metazoa; Chordata; Aves; Passeriformes; Maluridae
Exons: 2
Coding region: 6-1670 (554 amino acids)
Source: RefSeq, a predicted model, not a curated record
CUUGGAUGAUGCCGAAAUCGCCGCGUCCAUCGAUGUCCGAGCGUUACCGUGUCCGUUUCCGCCGUYUGCGCCGCGCCGCUCGGACGCUGGUCCUGGAGAACGGCGCCCUCUGCGACGAACUGGCCCGGACCGAGGCCAAAGGGCUCCGCGUCCGGCACGAGCGGCGACUCCUCCUGGGGCGACUCCUGCGGCUGCAGAGCGCCGCUGACCGCUCGGACGGCGCGGCCGGARCGGCCGGAACGCGCCAGGACGGGCACAGGAGGGGCCGGAGGGUCCGAGCGGCCGCAGGGGGGAGGGGCAGGGCAAGAGCAGGGGGGAAAGAUGACCAAUGGUCAGUUGGGUCAAAAGAUGGCCAAUGGUCAACGAGAUCGAAGGAUGACCAAUGGUCAACGAGAUCGAAGGAUGACCAAUGGGCAGUUGGGUCAAAGGAUGACCAAUGGUCAACGAGAUCGAAGGAUGACCAAUGGUCAAUGAGAUCGAAGGAUGACCAAUGGUCAACGGGGGCGAAAGAUGACCAAUGGUCAGUUGGAAAAAAUCCAAUUGGGUCCAAGGAUGACCAAUGGCCAAUGAGGUCAAAGGAUGACCAAUGGUCAACGAGAUCGAAGGAUGACCAAUGGUCAACAAGGUCAAGAGCAGUUGGGUCAAAGGAUGACCAAUGGUCAACGGGAUCCAAGGAUGACCAAUGGUCAACAAGAUCGAAGGAUGACCAAUGGUCAGUUGGAAUGAGGUCAGCGGAGUCAAAGGAUGACCAAUGGUCAACGGGGUCAAGAGCAAUUGGGUCCAAGGAUGACCAAUGGUCAACGAGAUCGAAGGAUGACCAAUGGUCAACGGGGUCAAAAGAUGACCAAUGGUCAGUUGGAAUGACGUCAUCAGGGUCAAAAGAUGACCAAUGGUCAACUGGAAAAAAUCCAGUUGGGUCCAAAGAUGACCAAUGGUCAACGAGAUCGAAGGAUGACCAAUGGUCAACGGGAUCGAAGAAUGACCAAUGGUCAAGUGGGAAAAACGCCAAAGUUGGAGGCAAAGAUGACCAAUGGUCAACGGGGUCAAGACCAACUGGCUCAAGAGAUGACCAAUGGUCAACGGGAUCGAAGGAUGACCAAUGGUCAGCGAGAUCGAGAGCAGCGGAAUCGAGAGAUGACCAAUGGUCACGUGAUCACAAGAAUGACCAAUGGUCAACGAGAUCAAAGGAUGACCAAUGGUCAGGUGACCACAAGAAUGACCAAUGGUCAACGGGAUCGAAGGAUGACCAAUGGUCAACGAGAUCGAGAGCAGCGGAAUCGAGAGAUGACCAAUGGUCAGGUGACCACAAGAAUGACCAAUGGUCAACGAGAUCAAAGGAUGACCAAUGGUCACGUGACCACAAGAAUGACCAAUGGUCACGUGACCACAAGAAUGACCAAUGGUCACGUGACCCCAAGAAUGACCAGUGGUCACCUCCAGCCCAUCCCAGCGCUCUCCGGCCGCCCCAGGAGCCGCGUCCGGCCGGGCCAGCGGAUUUGGCCAGCGGUCAGCGGGCGUGGCCGGAGGAGGACGAGGACGAAGUGGACAAUGAGGAGGACGAGGAGGAGGAGGAGGAGGAGGAGGAGGAGGAGGAGGAGGAUGAAGGUCCGGCCGUGGCUUUGGGCUACUCGGAGCUGUUCAUGGCGAGUCCGGCCGGCUCGGACGAGUGACCAAUGAGUGGCCGGAGUGACCACUGAACGGCCGGAGUGGCUACUGAAUGGACGGAGUGGCCACUGAAUGACCAGAGUGGCCACUGAAUGGACAGAGUGGCUACUGAAUGGCCACAGUGACCACUGAAUGGCCGGAGUGGCCACUGAAUGGCCGGAGUGGCCACUGAAUGACCAGAGUGGCCACUGAAUGGACGGAGUGACCAUUGUGUGUCCAGUCAUCAAUAAAGGGUCUGGAGUGACCACUGAAUGGCCAGAGUGGCCACUGAAUGGACCGAGUGACCACUGAAUGGACCGAGUGACCACAGAGUGUCCAGUUACAAAUAAAGGGUCUGGAGUGGCCACUGAAUGGCCAGAGUGGCCACUGAAUGGCCGGAGUGGCCACU